Molecule: messenger RNA, 3128 nt
Organism: Nezara viridula (southern green stink bug)
Lineage: Eukaryota; Metazoa; Arthropoda; Insecta; Hemiptera; Pentatomidae
Source: the annotation of a GenBank genome assembly
AUGUUGCAGUGCACGAUAAAAGUUUAUGCGAAAUGCCUCCGACCAGAUAUAGAGUACAAAACUCUUGGAAUCACCUACCAAACAACAUCUAGAGAAGUUGUCAACUCCCUUCUCAAUAAGUAUCGCAUGAGGCAUCGGGAUCCAAAUCUGUUCUACUUGACGAUGGAGGUUACUGUCAGAAAAGCAGGGAUUCGGACAGUAAUAGUUUUGGAUGAUGAAUCUAGACCAGCGGUCCUGCAGUCAUGCCACCCUAGGGGAGAUUCCAGAUUUGCCCUUCAGAUAAGGCAUGGAGGACUGGUCAAGAUCUACGACAGUGUUUUGAUGCCAGGGUCCAAGUACAAAAGUCUGCUGAUUUCCGAGCACACGACAGUUGACGAGUUGAUUCAGAUUCUACUGAACUGUUACAGCAGUAAAGAAAGGGUUGAACAGUUUUCUUUGUAUGAGGUGUGUGAAAGCCAAGAAUAUCAAAGAAAACUGCACCCAGACGACUGUCCCCUCCAAGUUCAGAGAGCUUGGGCGCAAGGGCAGGGUUUCCAUUUCCUUUUGCGGCUGAAUUUGGACUAUCGCUUCAGGAGAAGCAAGGUUCCGUGGUCACCAGAUUCACCACCGAUACCUUGUACCUCCCGGCAGAGCAUUGCCCAAACAGAGACUGUUGCCACAUAUCCUGAUUAUCAAAACUAUUUUUAUAUUUGAACCAAGCCAACAUAAAUAAUGAGUGCAAUCUAGUUCAGCAGCUUUUAUGUAGAUUCAGCACAUCUCAAAAUGAUUUAUUGCUAAGCAUUUUAUUUUACUUUCCUGAUUUCUUGAUACAGAAAACUAUUGAUACAUACCAGAUAUCUUGAAAUCAGCUGAAAUGAAAAAAUAUAUAAUUUCAGGGACUUUGUAAUAUUUUGAUAUAUACUCAAAAACUUUUAUAUGGUUUGUAUUUGUAUUUUUUGACACUUUUUGUAAUUAUUGUAUAAAUGAUUGAUAGUUGAUGGACAUGUCCAUUCGAAGAAAUGGAAAUAAUUUAUUUAGCAUCUUCCUGAUUGCAGCCCAAGUUACCAAUACAUUUUAAUUGCUCUUUAGGUGCUAGAAUAGUCGUCAUUUUGUAUUAUAUUAGAAUUCAUAAUGAAAACUUAAAAAUGUUUCCGAAUAUUAUUUUAUUUAUGUAGAGAAAAAUGAUUUAUGUGAAAAAAAAGCUUAUUUUUCUUUUGCACUUCUUUGUUCUAUUUAUUUUUUUUUUAAACUUAGUGUUCCAAAAAUUAUGUUGUUUAAUCAUGUCCUAGUUGUGUGUUUUAAUGUGUCAUGUUAUGUGUUCUUUAAGUUAGAUGAGUCAGUUUCAUAAUCUUACACCAUUUAAAGUAUAUAUACAAAUAAAGGCGGUAUCACACAGAAUGUUGGAGAAUGUUUUAAAAUAGCAUUCAACAUUUCAAUGUUGAUAACAGGCCGGGAACAAUGUAAUACCUAUUUUCUAGAACUAUAAAAAAAAUCUUAAAAAUUUCUAAAAUAUUUUUUUUAGUGUGAUGUUUUAUAAUUAUUGUAUAACUUAAUGCAAUACCUAUAUUUUUAUGUUAGCAUCCAGUAUGACUUGUGAAAUUUGUAUGUAUUAUAUUUAGAAAGAAGUGUUGUCUGUACCAAAGAUGUUUUAUUGAUUUAUAUAUAUUUAAAAGUGUAAAUAAAUUCAUUUAUUUUAGAUUAAAAUAAAUUUUAUUGUGUAGAAUUCUGUGUGUUUUUUUAAUUUUUAUUUCUUUAUAUUCCAGAUAACAUAACAUUAAAUUAUUAUUUUUGUUGUGCUCUGUGUAAUAACUUUUUUUACUUAAAUCUCAACUCCAAUAAUUCCUUAAAGUUAGACUAUCUUGAAAAUAUCUCUGAAGUAAAAAAUGAAGUAAAGAGUUCCAAAGCCAGCGGUCUAUUUUCAUGUUUUGUUUUUUUUGUUCUUUUCGAUUUUAUUGCUCAUUGUCAAGGGAUGGAAGGAUUUAUUCCAAAAUCAGUUAUUUACCACGAGAAAAAUUCAUAACAUCAUUUUAAAAAACAUUAAUCACUGGCGUAAUCCGCCCACCAGCGGACAAAUCCCCAUUUUACAAAUUAUACAACUGUUCAUUUAACUCUACUACUGAUUGCUCAAAUUGUAUAACUGUAAUUAAUAUGUACUUUGUAGUUCAGAUUGUAUUAUGUUUUAUCAACAUAAAAUAAACAGAACAAAACCACAGUUCGGACAAAUUUUUAAGUUCUUUAAAAAUCUAUAUUAUACACUACGGUUUAUUGCCAAUUUAUAUUAUGAUAUAAUUAUAAUUAUUGUUAUUGCCAAUUUGUACCCAUAAUUGUACUUGUCCAGCUUCAUAUAAGCCCAACAUCGAUUUGGGCCUUUCAUUCCUACUAUUUUUAUUGUAUAUUAUAUCGACCUUCCUAUUUCAUAAUAAUUAUAAUUAUAUCCUAAUAUAAUAUAAAUAAGAAAGAUAAUAUAAUUAAUAUACUGUAUUCAAGAGGCAAAUUUCUAGAUUAAAAAAUAAGUGCUCUCACCCAGUUAAAAUCAAACUACCACCUCCAGAUGAAUACCAUUUUCCGUACAAAGUUUUGGUCUAAAAUCUUUAGUUUGUAUUACAAUAGUAGGAGGUUACAAGUAGCUCAAUACCAUAACGAAGACACGGGAGUGUAAAUCUCUAUUUUAUAUUAGGGUAGUAGGUGGAUACAGAAGCUCAACACAUAUGCAAUUAAAUGAACAGCUGUAUAACUUGUGCUAAUUAUAGAGCUAAUAGGAGAGCUUCUGUAACUCCUACUCUCCUAAUACUAAAAUAAAAUAAAAUAUGAGUCACUAAAAUCUUUUUUAUAUAAUUGAGAGAUGAACAAACACUUUUAGGAAAAGUUAUUACUGAAACCUUAAGAUUAAUACUUACCUUAUAGUUUUCUUAUUAUAAUUCAUUGAUGAUCUUAUAAAUAUAGAUAUUUUUUUUAACAAAUAAUUUUAGUAAAAAUGUAAUAAAAAACAGACUUUUUUUUUGUCUAUAAAAAAUGUAUUUGCAUCUGUCAAAUUAUUGACAAUCAGCAAAUGUGAUGGCGAUACAUGAAAUAAUGGUAUGACAGGCAUGAGGGACAGACUUUUAAAAUGUAAUUUUUAAUUGUUUGCAUGCCUAAAAAUAAUUCUUUUU